Aegilops tauschii subsp. strangulata is the source of this 4317-nucleotide messenger RNA. RefSeq names its product putative receptor protein kinase ZmPK1. The record is from RefSeq and is a predicted model, not a curated record. Gene Ontology annotation, molecular function: ATP binding; protein serine/threonine kinase activity. Gene Ontology annotation, biological process: protein phosphorylation; recognition of pollen. Lineage: Eukaryota; Viridiplantae; Streptophyta; Magnoliopsida; Poales; Poaceae.
CCUUCCACGAGAGUCACGGUUUUGCUUCCACGAGAGGCACGGUUGUGAUUUCGCGAGAGGCACGGGCGUGCCUCUUUCGGAAAGGGAAAAAACCGUGCUCCCGGUUCGGUUUUUUCGCCUGAUUUUUUCGUCCGUUUUUUCUGAAAAAAAAUUCGUCAAAACAUAUCAACAUGGGAUCUAAUUUUGAAGAUCUUGACGCGAAGAAUUCAAUGAUGAAAACGGUUCGAGAUUUGGACGCACGGUUUAAGAGAUAAAACGUUUUGAAUAAACGGAUUUACGAAAAAAGGAAAAACUCCCAGGUUGCGACAAGUGGCGCGCUCCAUGUGCGCCACUUGUCGUGACCUGGGAAAGUGGAGUGUUCUUUACCACGAGUACUCCUUAAUUAAUUAGUGAUUUCGAAGUUUGCCUCCGGGUUGUGUAAAUAUUUUACUGUAGGCUGUAGCGUAACUAAUUUACUAGUAGAUGAUGAUUAAGCAAGAUGCCUGAGGUGGUUACCAUUGCAUUACACUGUGUUGAUUGGCCAACUGAUUACGAAGUAUAUGUCAGCUAUUUCCUACUGAUGACGAUCCAUUGACUCACUCCGGUUUUGCAAGGUGUCCCAGAACUGAAAUUGCGUGCAGCUUUUCCAUUGGCUGAUGUGCCGAGCCCGCAAGGCACCACCUUGUGUAUAUUGUAUAGUGUCCAUACAGUGAGAUUGUCUAGACCAUUUGUCUAGAGAGUCAGCGCUACAGAUCAUCAAACCAAGAGCUGACUGAAAUUAACUUUUGCCAAUAUAACCACCACCAGUGCAUUAUAGUACACUGUUGCCGCAGAACCAUGGACAGGACAACUGGACAAGUGGUGUGAAAAGCCAAUCUUUGCUCGUCAGCUUUCUUUGAGCUCAAGCAUCAGAGUUCCAGUCAGAUUCAACCAAACCGACCGACUAAACUCCUCGUGAUGCUUAUACAAUAAUCAGAUCACAGCAACGGAACCUCCAGUGAACACUAGUUUAUUACACGAUGCUUAAUUACCUCCCAAGAAAUUCCAUCUCAUCUUCUUAGAUCACCGUGGAUGCAUAAAAUAAACCUGUUUGACUUGACCUGAUCACUCCGUAGUACAUAUGAACAGUGAUCUUCACUAACCUGUCCAAAUCAACAACAUUCUAGUGAUGGUACGGUCGAUGAGACCCUUCGUCCUGGUGCUUUUGAUCACUGUCAGUGGUUUGAGCUUGUUGCUCCCAUGCCCGCCAGCCGUCGCGGCGGCGCGCGAGAGCCUCGUCCGGGGCGCCUCUAUUGCCGUCGAGGACUAUGCCACCGACUUCCUGCGCUCGCCGGGCGGCACCUUCGCCUGCGGCUUCUACCGCGUCUCCUCCACCGUUUUCACCUUCUCCAUCUGGUUCACGCGCGCCAAGGAACGCUCCGUCGUCUGGACCGCCGAUCGCACGCGGCCUGUCCACAGCACGGGCUCGCGCCUCACGCUAGAUAAGCGCGGUGGCGCGCUCAUCCUCACCGACUACGACGGCGAGCCGGUGUGGAACUCCACCGUGGCCGGCGCUCCGACGGCCUCGCGCGCCCAGCUCCGCGACACCGGCAACCUCGUCGUGGAGGACGCCGACGGGAGAGCGCUCUGGCAGAGCUUCCACUUCCCCACGGACACGCUGCUGCCCACGCAGCGCCUCACCGCGACGACUCGCCUGGUGUCGUCGCGCGACGACAGGCUGCUCUCCUCCGGCUACUACAGCCUCGGGUUCAGCGACUACGCCAUGCUCUCCCUCUUCUACGACAACGGCAACUUCUCCAGCAUCUACUGGCCCAACCCCUACAACAACUACGUCGCCAACAACCGCAGGAUCUACAACUUCACCCGCGAGGCCGCCAUGGACGCGCUCGGCAACUUCCUCUCGAGCGACAACGCCAACUUCCAGGCGGCCGACCUCGCCGCCGCCGGUGUCCGGAGGCGGCUCACGCUCGACGCCGACGGCAACCUCAGGGCGUACAGCCUGGACGCGGCGACGGGGACGUGGGCGGUGUCGUGGAUGGCGUUCCGCAACCCCUGCACCAUCCACGGCGUCUGCGGCGCCAACGCGGUGUGCCUCUACGCGCCGGCGCCUUCGUGCGCCUGCGCGCCGGGGCACGAGCGAACCGACCCCGGCGACUGGACCAGGGGGUGCCGGCCGACUUUCCGGCAGCGCCAGUGCGGGAAGCCGACGCGGACGCCGACGAGGCUGAUGGCACUGCCGCACUCCGACUUCUGGGGCUACGACCUCAACGACGGCGAGAUCAUGCCGUUGGCGGAGUGCGCCAGGAGGUGCCGCACCAACUGCGCAUGCGUCGCGUUCCAGCACAAGGCCAACAUGGAGUGCUACCUCAAAAGCGUCCUCUUCAACGGCAGGACGUUCCCCGGCUUGCCGGGGACGGUGUACAUCAAGGUCCCGGUCGACUUCGUCGUCCCGGAGUUCCACGUCCACCAAUGGCAAGCGCACGUACACGGCGGCCUUGCCAUCCUUGAGGAGAACAUCACCGGCUGCGGCGACCGCGCCGCUCAGGAGGUCCUCCUCAACGCCUCCGCCUUGUCACACAAGCACGUCGGUGACGCCGCGGGGAAACCGGUGUGGCCGUACCUGUACGGGUUCCUGUCGGCGCUGCUCGUCGUGGAGGCCGUUGUCAUUGGGCUCGGCUGCCUGCUCUUCUCCAGGAAGGGACUGUUCACGCGGUCUUCCCCGGUGUACCCCAUGGACGAAGGCUACAGACUCAUCCUCCUCACCACAAGUUUCCAGAGAUACAGCUACGCUGCGAUCAAGAAGGCCACGGGGAACUUCGCCGACGAGAUCGGCCGCGGCGGGUCUGGCGUGGUGUACAGGGGCGUUCUCGACGACGGCCGGAUCGUGGCCGUCAAGGCGCUGACGACGAGCGUGAGCCGCUCCCACGGGGAGGAGGAGUUCCAGGCGGAGCUGAGCGUGAUCGGCAGGAUCUACCACAAGAACCUGGUGAGGAUCAUCGGCUGCUGCUCCCAAGGCAAGCACCGCAUCCUCGUCUCCGAGUUCAUCGAGAACCGCUCGCUCGCCACGAUGUUGUUCUUGGACGAAGACGGCGACGGUGACGGCGGCGAUGAUCACGACGACGUCCUCGGGUGGAGCCAGCGGUUCCGGAUCGCCGUCGGCGUGGCCAGGGGCCUCGCCUAUCUGCACAGCGAGUGCCUCGAGUGGAUCAUCCACUGCAACAUGAAGCCGGAGAACAUAUUGCUGGACCGUGAUCUGGAGCCCAAGAUCACCGACUUCGGGCUCGCCAAGCUGCUGGACCGCCGCCCCCUCGGGUCCGCCUCUCGCCUAGUGCGGGAGGCGAACCCGUCGCGGCGGAUCAGGGGGACGAGGGGGUACAUGGCGCCGGAAUGGGUGUCGAGCCUGGCCAUCAGCGACAAGGUCGACGUGUACAGCUUCGGCGUGGUGCUGCUGGAGCUGGUGAAAGGGGUCAGGGUGGCGGACGGCGACCAGAAUACGGACGUCAGGGCCGUGGCCAAGGCUGUGAGCGAGAAGAUGCAUUCCGGCAGCGUGGAUGAUCUUGUGGAUGGCCGGCUCGCCGGCGACUUUAACCGCGCGCAGGUGAAGGUGGUGGUUGGUGUUGCCUUGUCGUGCUUGGAGGAGGACAGGAACCGGCGGCCGAGCAUGAGCGCGGUGGUGCAGGCGCUCGUCUCCGUUGAAGAUGCGUGAACCCAAAGUUGUUGUUUAUCUGGUGCCAUUGCACCUAGGAGCCAAACGUCCGCGUUGGUGAGUUUGGGAUCAAAAUGUUUGGUUGUUUAUUCAAAGGUUUACAUGAUUUUCAUGGAGUUGCAUGCUUUGUUAUCCUUGUUGUAGGAUUUUCACCUUUUUCACAAUAAUGAUGAGCGCUUCCUCGACAGGGGCUACCCUUCUCCACCAAGCAUGCAUAUAACCUUUUAACGCUAGAAGAAGGCAAUUUUUUUUGCUAAUGUUGAUCUAAUUUUGGCUAUAAAGUUGCACCAAAGAGAACAAUCUUUGCACGGUUUCUAUUCUGCAAUAGGUUAAACUCCAAAGCAAAACUUUCUUGUGUAGACAUACUGCGUCUACAAGUGAGUGUUGUCGGUGUCAUCACCAACUCAAGCAUGUUGCCCACAUUUUUCUCUCAUGCCCUCUUGCCCUAGGGAAUUGGCGACGUAUGGGCAUCUCGCCAGUAUUAAUCAUUGAAGGGCAAUGGGAUAGAUGUACCCCCAGUGACUACUAUUCCUCAGUUUAGACACCUAUCCUUUUGUGCAUUGCUUCCUCUAAUCUAAGAAUUUGUUGCCCCCCUGAAAGUGCUAGUUAUCGACUAGAGGGGGGAAGGUGAA